UACAACAAAGAAAACUAUUUUUUUCCGCGUGUACAAAAAGCUAUAAUAGCGACACCACCUGCGCAUUUUAGAACUCACCACCAUCACAUAAGCUACCGGCAUCUUAGAGUAUGCCACCGGAUUGUUCCGGUGACGAUGUCCGAUGAAAACCCUAAACCAAUUUUCCCGGCGAUCAAUCUGCUCAAGUAAUGCUACUUCUCUUCCCAUUAUCUUGCUAUUCUUCCAUCCAUUAGAAAAAUCGAGAAAUCAGAUUAUCUUGGAAUUCUUGUAUGCAUAUUUGAAGGAAAUUCAAGAAAUUUUCUAAAGAAAAUUAUUCUUGCGGUGUUAAGAAUAUGAUUUCUUGAAUUUUCUUAAUCUAUGGACCUUAAUAGACAAUGUGCAGAAAUGGCACUUGAAAGGCUUAAACCCUCAAAAAUCCUUCUUGCUUUCAACAAGAUGGAGCACAGAACUGAUAUAAACUGUUAUUGGUACCUCAGAAUGGAAUAACUAGCCAGAGAAGAAGUGCUUGUCAGGCUUUGUUUUCCACAUUUAGACAGGCAUAUAUCCUUCAUAGGGAGGAAUAUGAAAGUUGAAGAGAAUAAGCUAUAAAGUGUAGUAAAAGGUUUGAGAAUGUAGAGACAAGUAUUAGAGAAUGUUAACGCAAGAAGUGUGACAGAUGAUAGCUGCUUGUGGAUCAGAUUUAAGUACCGGCUUUAUGCUUUAAAGAGGCGAUGAUGAUUUUUGCCAAUUUUAUUCCCUUCUGAGCUGAUUAUUCAGGCAUUUGAGGUUAUCCGACCCAUAUCUUGGUGGGGCAUGCCACCAGAUUUUCUGGUGAUUUUUUCAGUCAUGGCGUUGUUGGACUCUCUUUUUGCCUGAGCUUAACACAGAUCUGAGCCUAAGUUUCUCUGUCAGUUUAGGGAAACUAACGGUUGGGAAAAUGAACAAAGCAAAAGCUCAAAAGGGAAAGAAUGAGGCUACAGAGAGUUGAUGAUUUUUCAUUGAAUGGUUUAGGGAAACUAACGGUUGGGAAAAUGAACAAAGCAAAAGCUCAAAAGGGAACGAAUGAGGUUACAGAGAGUUGAUGAUUUUUCAUUGAAUGGAUGAUUGCUUCUCUCUGUAUUCAGCCAAUGAUUUCUGCAUUACUCAUGCUGCUGAUGAGCGAAUUCGUUUGGAAGAACUGCGUGAGAAGGCAAUGAUUGGCUAAAAACUCAUUGAUGUGUCGUUUCAACGUGGAGUCUGUAACCUAGUGAAUUAUCAGGUCCUAUCUGGACAAAAGAGGACAACAACCUAUCUUGAUUCCGAGCAAGAAUUGUUUAGGGAAACUAACGGUUGGGAAAAUGAACAAAGCAAAAGCUCAAAAGGGAAAGAAUGAGGCUACGGAGAGUUGAUGAUUUUUCAUUGAGUGGGUGAUUGCUUCUCUCUGUAUUCAGCCAAUGAUUUCUGCAUUACUGUAAGAAUUCCAACUAUCCUUCUAUCAAUUUUAUUGGAGGGAGUAUAUUAUUAACAGCUUGCUUCAAUUGUUUUUAUAUAUCAUCAAAGGGUUUCUAUGCCCUUCCACACUUUUUUUUCUUUAUUUUAAUGCUUCUGCCAGAGCAUUGAAUGUUACCGGUGGAAGCGAUGAGGGUGAGUAUAAUCAGACGGCUUGAAAGAGGCGAUGAUGAUUUAUGUCAAUUUUUAUUCCCUUGUGAGCUGAUUAAUCAGGCAUUUGACGUUAUCCGACCAGUAUCUUGGCGGGGCAUGCCACCAGAUUUUCUGAUGGUUUUUGCAGCCAUGGCGUGGUUAGACUCGCUUUUUGCCUGAGCUUAAGCACAGAUCUGAGCCUCAAUUUACUGGACUCCAUUACUGUAAGAAACACUAUAACCCUUUUGACACUUUUAACGGAUGGAGUAUUCUAGCAUCUUCAGGGUACUAUGAUGAUUUGGGGUUCCACCAAUGAGAUUUAUUGUCAAAAGAAACUCAGGGAUAUGUGAUGGAGGCCUUUCUCAAUAUUUUGGCCUUGGGUCGGAGACCCGAAAAACAAUCACCUAUGUUCCAGACCCUUAUGGAAUAGAAGUCUGUAAUCCAGUCGAAGUACCUCCCAGAUACGAGGAGAGAUGGUUGCUCAAUCGACAUGCUAUUGAUACACAAGGUGCGGAAGAUAGAUUGGGAUGCACUGAAUGCAGGUGUGAUCUUUAUAAUGUUUCUAAGGACGAGCAUGACCAAGAUAUAGAGCCAAUUUACAUUAGAGGUUUGAGAUGUUGUUACGAUGAAACAAGAUGCAGGGUGAAAGACGGAUUCCAAGGAUCGAGGAGAAGCCUCUACCUGAAGUACACAGUGAAGUACAUUGAUUGGGAUUCCUCCAUUGUGCCUGUCAAAAUUUAUAUACUUUACAUCAAUGAUACAUGGAAAAAGCCAGAAAAAUCGACAGCCACUGUGGCAAGACAUCACUGCCAGGUGUGCGCGGUUCCCUAUGAUAAUCACAAGAGCGAAUGAUAAUUCAGCUCAUAACUCAAAACAAUUUUGGCUCUUUGUUACUGCCUAAAUAUAUCUGGCUAAUAUUCAGGCAAUUUGUUUUACUUCAGAUCGAAUAUUUAGGGAUACAGUAUAUGUAUCUGUUUCUUUCAUCUUCUGUUAUGCUUCCUCUCCGUCUGGCCAUUUUAACUAUGGUUUCGAAUGCUUGCUUUACACCAGUUACAUCAAAAUACUGCAAUUCAGAUGAUAUGCAUGCUUUCGCAGCAAGCUUUGGCCUUAAAGGAGAGGCUCUGAGCUCUACUUCUGACGUUUCUUUGUUGGAAAUUGUUACUAAAACUCACGGGAGGCCAAGUGGAUACCGUAAGGUUUUUAAGUGUUUUUACCUUGGAAUUGAUGUUUGUAGACAAAAUGUUGGUAUAACAGUCAUUGUUCGUGAUGUAUUUUACAACCAACCAGUUCGAAGGAAGCAAAUACACUCCCAACCCAAAGAGGGUCUUGCAUUCUAUGGAAGAGUCUCUGCUAAGAAUGUCUCCUACAAUUUUGUUGAUAUUGAAAGUGAAGAUGACCUGCUUUGCAUACGUGCUUCUCCUUCUCUGUUGCCGCUAUUGUCCAGUGGGUUUGGGAUUCAUCUGAGUUCCCUUAACAAAUUGAAUGCAAGCGAUGGUUCAUUCAAGUUCUCAGGAUACAUCUCAGGCCCUUCAAUAGUUGUAUAUCAAUUCAAGAUUUGUUUCCAAAGGACCAAGACAUAAAUUGCCUAAUAACAUAACGAUGAGUUUUGACAGUGCUUUUGACAUUGAGCAGCGAAGUAGAUCUCAAAUAUAUCCACUGUUUUUUGUUGAACCUAAACUGCCCAAUAUCUUUAUAUGAUUUGACUUUGUUGGAGCCUUAGAAGAUAUCUGUGUGUGGAAUCUAAGGUGGGAUUUUUUGUUGGCAUUUAUUAUUUAGUUGUUUUGGGGUUGGGAAAGGAGUGUGAGCCUUUCGAUUUAGUUUUGUAGAAUUGAGUUUGUGUUAGGGCUUGUUUUGUGAGAAUUUGUUUGGGUUAUUUUCUGUAAAAAAUAUUUCAAAAUACCUAAUCAUUUUUUGAAACUUUAAUGUUGAUGAAAUAAAUAUUCCUAAUCGUAUAUGAUUUCAAAGUAUUAAAAAGGAUCCCAUGAUAGGCAAGGCCCUUACGUCACAGCUGUUUCCGGAGAACAAAAUGAUCUCCCUUUUGUUAUGGGAGAACAAUGCUCAACCACAUUUCUAGCUUCUUUUGGUUGCAAAACCAAACAGGCCAAUGUUAACAAGGACAUGUCAUACCUAUUUGUUUUACUGAUUGAAAUGUUGUAUUUCUUUUUUACAAUGUGUUUCCUGCUUCUAAGACUGACACUUCUUCCAGUUUGAACUUAGUCUCCUGAUUUUUGCUUACCCAAUCAUUCCUGACCUGAAUAAGAGCAUGGGAGCCAAAAGAAGUACAUGCAAUAGGGAGUCGAAAGAAGUGUGCUCAUGGGCGACCGACUACUGUCCCUCUUGUCAACUUGGGUGCUCUGCAUGAGCAGAUUGCAGAGUUAGGUUCGUGGAGUAGGAGUUCCUCCGAGGCAUGGCAUGGAUUACAUUGCCAUGAAAUCAACCUAGAACGUGCAGCACAACAACUAAGAUCAGCCGUAUCCUAGUGUCGAAAAGCUCUCCAAGUAUAACCUAAAUUGGUUCUGCUUGCUACCUACCGCGCAGAAAUUUUGCGAAAAAUUUUGCGCUGAAGAUAUCCAGUCUGCAAUCAUCACAUUGAAGAAUAAUCUGGAUCCUGGAGCACGGUACAACAUCUAUGCAGAUUCAACAAAUAAAUGUAUUUAACCCGAAUUUAACACGACAUUAACAUAUACCCACAAAAUGAAAUUUCCAAAGAAACUAUUCUGUUGUGCUUCUUUAUUAAUUUUUUUCCCCAAUUAGUGCUCCUUUGAUUACUAACAUUUACAAGAACCUCUACAGUGAUCUGUGUAAUGAAUUCGGAAAAAUUAGGAGGCAUAUGUUUUUUCCAAGAAUUAGCUCAAACAAUUGUACUUUUUAUAGAGGGAAAAGAAAUUCAAAAUAAGUUUGCAAACUCAAAAAGUGCAAAAUUUCAAGCAAAUGCCA
Molecule: messenger RNA, 4536 nt
Organism: Solanum dulcamara
Lineage: Eukaryota; Viridiplantae; Streptophyta; Magnoliopsida; Solanales; Solanaceae
Product: DNA mismatch repair protein MLH3-like
Exons: 12
Coding region: 2448-3179 (243 amino acids)
Biological process (GO): mismatch repair
Cellular component (GO): mismatch repair complex
Molecular function (GO): ATP hydrolysis activity; ATP-dependent DNA damage sensor activity
Source: RefSeq, a predicted model, not a curated record